Vicia faba (fava bean) is the source of this 570-nucleotide messenger RNA. Lineage: Eukaryota; Viridiplantae; Streptophyta; Magnoliopsida; Fabales; Fabaceae. The record is from the annotation of a GenBank genome assembly.
AUGAAUGCUAUAUUGUCACUCCUCAAAGAAAUAUUCAAUCCUGACAAAUAUGAACGCUUUAUCAUAGUAAUGGAAGUUCUUAUUCUUAUCGCCGCCUUCUUCGCAUUAAUCUGUUACCAUCGGCUCAAAUACGGAACGUUCUUCCCUCUCCCUCAGUCUUCCUCCGGCGAUGUAAGGGAUUUACAGUUACAGCCAACAACGGUGGAGUUCCACCGCUACCACCACAGUCACACACAGGGUUUAAACGAGUCAGUUAUAAACAUAAUUCCAUCAUUCAUCUACUCUACUAACAAUGAACAAAAAGAAGAAUCUCCACGUGAUUGUGCGGUUUGUUUGGUUGAGUUUAAAGACGAUGAUUAUGUUCGCAAACUUCCUCUUUGUUCCCACACGUUCCAUCUUCAUUGUGUUGAUACUUGGCUUCGCUCACACCCUAACUGUCCUCUUUGUCGCUCAUGUCUUCGCUGUGAUUUUUCUGAGUUGCCUUUCAGACCUCUCAUGUCCGAGAGAAUCCGCCCCUCAUCGGUGAUGCAGAUCGCCCUCCCCACUCUCCCCACACGAGGAUCGGUUUAG